Messenger RNA from Penicillium angulare, 1542 nucleotides. RefSeq names its product hexadecenal dehydrogenase. Gene Ontology annotation, molecular function: aldehyde dehydrogenase (NAD+) activity. Gene Ontology annotation, cellular component: cytoplasm. NCBI's taxonomy places the organism in Eukaryota, Fungi, Ascomycota, Eurotiomycetes, Eurotiales, Aspergillaceae. The coding region runs from base 1 to 1542 and encodes 513 amino acids. The record is from RefSeq and is a predicted model, not a curated record. The transcript is spliced from 4 exons. Gene Ontology annotation, biological process: aldehyde metabolic process.
AUGGGUGUCGCAAUCCCCGAACUGCACUUCACCCCGAUCGAGGACAUCCCCGCUCGCGUGUCUACCGCCCGCAAAGCUUUCCUCGAGCACAAGACUCGCGAUGUCGAGUUCCGCCUGGUGCAGUUGCGCAAGCUCUACUGGGCCAUCAAGGACAAUGAGGAGGAGAUCGCCGAAGCCCUCGCCCAGGAUUUGAACAAGCCCCGAUUCGAGACUGAGCUCGCAGAAUACGGAUGGAUGCUUAAUGACAUUGUUUACUUCACUCGCAAUCUGCAUAAGUUCGUGAAGGAUGAGAAGGCCCAGGACAUCGACCUCACCUUCAAGUUUAUGAGCCCCAAGAUCAGGAAGGAUCCCUUGGGUUGUGUGUUGGUGAUUGGUGCCUUCAACUUCCCGUUCCAAUUGACUCUUGGCCCCGUUAUUGGUGCCAUCGCCGCGGGAAACACCGUUAUUAUCAAGCCCAGCGAAAAUGCUCCCCGCAGCGCCGCUAUGAUGCAGAAAAUCUGCGAAGCCAGUUUAGAUCCCUCCUGCUACACCGUCGUCCAGGGUGGUAUCCCUGAAACACAAGCUUUGCUGGCUGAGCGCUGGGAUAAGAUUUUUUUCACCGGUGGCGCCAAUGUUGGUCGCAUCAUCGCCAAGGCCGCUGCGCCUACCUUGACUCCCGUUGUACUUGAGCUGGGAGGUAUCAACCCUGCUAUUAUCUCUAAGACUGCAAACCCGCGAUUGGUAGCUCGCCGUAUGCUCUGGGCCAAGGCUCUGAAUGCUGGUCAGAUCUGUACCUCGCAGAACUAUCUGCUUGUGGACAAGACAAUUGUGCCCCAGGUUAUAGAUGAAUUCAAGAAGGCGUAUAAUGAGUUCUACCCCAAGGGCGCGAAGAACUCUACCGACUUUUCGCGCAUUGUCAACGAUGCAAGCUUCCAGCGCCUUAAGGGUAUGUUGGAUAACACUAAGGGCAAGAUCAUGAUGGGUGGUACCAUGGAUGAGAAAGAGCGCUUUAUCGACAUUACAGUCGUUCAGGUAGACUCCGUUGAGGACUCUAUGUGCACCCAGGAGAGCUUUGGCCCAUUCAUUCCUAUUCUUCCUGUAGAGAACUUGGAUGAGGCUAUUAACCUUUCAAAUGGUGUUCAAAGCACCCCGCUUGGUAUUUACCCCUUCGGCUCAAAGGCUGAUGUAGAGAAGAUUCUUUCCCGUACUCGCUCUGGCGGUGUUGCCAUCAAUGAUGCCGCUUUACAUAUCCCAACUCUCCCCUUCGGUGGCGUCGGCGAGAGUGGCAACGGCGCAUACCGCGGACGUGCCAGUUUCGACGUCUGGGUGCACCGUCGCCCUAUCACCUCUAGCCCCAGCUGGCUCGAAUCCAUACUUGCCAUCCGUUACCCGCCAUAUGAUGGCAAGAUCAAGACCCUCAGGGCUGCAAACACCUUAACCCCCGACUUUGAUCGCAAUGGCCAAAAGCUGACCCUCGGCUGGUUGCGCUACUUCCUGACCCUGGGUGGUGGCUCCACUAAAGCUGGUGCUGGUCGUGCUGCUGUUGUUGCUGCCAGUGAGUAA